ACGCCGAGCGCUAAUGCCGACGUAAGAACAAUGGGCGUGUCUACGGCAAUGUCCGGCGCCCCUCGUUACCGUCCAAGACCUGUGCUGCUUGUCCCCGAGUCUCUUGUUCAAAGGCCUGGUACUCUCUACCUGCUAUUGUUCUUCGGCAAUUGUCCCUACAAUGUCCACAAGAAUGAUCACAAGCGAGCUAUUAUUCUCUGGCGGCUGCCACUUCGUAUAUAACCUGAGUCCGCGUAGACCGUCCCGCUACUUCACUACCCUCUUCCGGCUCUGGGAGCAUCUAGCCAGGUGCACGCGUCUCGUCAACAUUCACGAACCCUAGUCUUUCCUUUAGUAUAACGCUCUCUAGCUGGUCUACCCGCUUUUCAGUAACUUCACGCCGAACAUAAGACAUCAUGAUCGCUGGUCUCUCGAGGUUCAUUAACACGCUGCUUGCGCCUAUACUGGCCUUGACCUCACUUCUGCUCAUCUUGUUUGCCUACUUGGCACCCACAUUGAUGUUGUCGACACAAGUCUCCCUUCUGAUUGUCUCGCCGUCGACGGCCCUGACAUCUCCGGGUUCAUCGAACACGUCUGUAGACGGACCUACGGUAUUCUUCGGGGCCCUUGGAUCCUGCGCACGGGCAAACGCUGAGACUGCCGUGAACUGCACCGCGCCCACGGUCUCUCCCUCGUAUGACCUGUCUGUAUUGCCCUCCAACGCCCCCGACCUUCUGGACGCACCGACUGCCACUACCCCAGUAUUCAUCGCCAUCUCCCUGGCGCUCACUGUGAUCUUCCUCUUCAUGUUCACCUUCACCGCGCACCGUGCGUUCCUGGGUAGAGCCGGAGUGAUGUUCGAGCGCCCGCAAAUCCAGCGUGCAACCGCCUGGAUUGGCUUCCUGGGCUUCAUUAUUGGGAUUGUCUCCUUCCUCGUGCUCUUCAUGUGGUUCACGAAGGCCGUUGAUGACUUCAACGACGACAUCAAAAAGACUGGCAGCGAUGCACCCGAGCUCAUUGCUUCCACGAGCAACGGCUUCAUCAUGGUCUGGGUUGGUUAUGCGUUCUACGCGGUUCCGCUAGUCAGCUCCCUCUCCAAGCUGCACGUCCUCACUUCUGGUGGCAAGGCGUGAAAAUGGUCACAGCAGUGCUUGUGACCGAUGGACUUCAUUUUGGCCGGACAUUCUCAAUGUAGCUUUAGAUUGCGAGCGUGCACAUCGCUUCUGUAUCCCCUAAUGUGGCUUAUACUUGUAAUGCCCACAGGGCCAUAAUCGAUCUGUUGUUGGAUCAA
Rhodofomes roseus is the source of this 1270-nucleotide messenger RNA. RefSeq lists its product as uncharacterized. The record is from RefSeq and is a predicted model, not a curated record. Lineage: Eukaryota; Fungi; Basidiomycota; Agaricomycetes; Polyporales; Fomitopsidaceae. The transcript has 5 exons. Bases 396 to 1112 code for a protein of 238 amino acids.